This is a messenger RNA of Pocillopora meandrina, 8203 nucleotides long. Lineage: Eukaryota; Metazoa; Cnidaria; Anthozoa; Scleractinia; Pocilloporidae. The record is from the annotation of a GenBank genome assembly.
AUGACACAAGAACUUAGCUAUAUGCAGCUCAAGACUGCGAAUGAAGCAAGACAAGCGGUAAGAAUUUUCACUAGAAUAUUGUUUUAUUAUUGUUUGGCUUUAUAUAAAAUUUUCGAAAACAAAUAUAAAAUUUCAGCUUAGUUACUGUAUUUAUCUUGAUAGGAAGAACAACGAUGCGAACAGCGGAAAAGAACUCUAUUGGUACUUAUCACCCAUUACUUACGAGAAGAGGGGUAAGUCGGAAAAUAGCUCGUGUGCAAUAGUCAGAAUCCAGGGUUAUAAAAUAAAGCGUAAUUGACAAUUAAGCUAAAACUGUAUUGUCCUCCGUUAGAAUUAAAUUAGAAAUCGUCUUUCUUCAGAAUUCCAUUUUCUUUCUGCAGUUAUAUUGAUUCCGCUCAUGCUCUCGAGAAAGAAGGUGGUGCAAGUUUAACCAAGUAUGAAGUCUGCGACAACAUUGACUUGCCAACAAUUUUACAGGUAAUAUAAUUUUCUAAGUAUCUAGAUAUUGGUAGUUGUAAGCUCGAUAACACGAAGAAACCAAAAUAGAUGGUAGUCUACAUAGUUUCUCCUUUUUUCUUUCCUUCUUUAGUCUUCAACUGGACAUUUUCUCUUCCCCUUAGUAUCUGGUAAAAUUAUAAAAAUCCUUUGGCAAGAAUCAUUUUUCUGUGACUUUUUGCAGGAAUUUGAGUCGUAUCAUUUGGUAAAGUUUAAUAGAGGGCCGAAAAUUAUAAAGAAAAGGGUGACAAGUGGUAAGGACACUUUUUUUACGAGUCUAAUAAAAUUUCUAAUUAAACAUAACAGUUCUCUUGCUUUUAAUAUUUACGUUGAGCCUCGAAAUCUAAUUUAUUGACUGAUUUAAAUUUCAGCUGAUACCAACAGGGCAUUGCCUCCAAAGCCAAAAUCUUUAUCUGGAAGGUAAAUGAUACAUAAUUAUUACCAAGCCACAAAUCAUCCCAGGUCCCAGUUGUUACAAGAGUGGAUAAUGCUAUCCACGGGAUAAAUCUCUACUCAGUGGAUAGCACAUUACUUAUUGUUUUAACAAUACUUAAUUGUUAAAAAAAUUAUCCUCUUAAUGGCAAUGUAUCCAAUGGAUAGAGUUAUCAGCCUUUUGAACAACUAGGCUCAAAUGAAUAUACAAUUAUUCAUGCCUGUCUGUUCACAUACUUUUCUUGUACAUCAGCAUCCCUUUCCAUGCCCCCACAGCUGAUCAGAGUAGGAUUGCAUGUUUAUAAUGCAGUAAAUGAAAUUUAACAGGGUUAACAGCAAAGAGCAUCAACAUUCUCUAGAAGUCAAUGGUUUUUGUAGCUGCACAUGCUUCAGAAUUCCUCUUUGUUUGAGAUGUUCUUACACAUGCUUUGAGCGUCAACUUUCAGUGUUGCUUGGAGUAGCAGCUCAUGCUCCAGUCAGUUUUCCCCACCCCUUCCCUCUCUCUUUCAACUGUUUAUUCAGUGUGACAGGUGCCUGUUUCCCUUUCCUGUGUGGGGGCUCAUGGCUGAGUUGCCAGGAUUUGCUAGCUAUGGGAGCAGUCUCCAUCUAGGAGCUGGUUGCCAUUAGUGAAAGCUCAUGGAUGUCUCAGGCACCCAACCUCCACUUGGCGAUGCAGUUGUUAACAUAUAAUCAAUCUCAGUUCAUAACUAGUUGUGAGUAAAUGAGGCAUAUGCUUUUGAAUGCCUUUUUAUCAGCUCUCGUAGCAGUUCUGUGUCACUUCCAAGUAUUAAUGGCCAUUCAGGAUCAACAGAUAGUUCUCAGUCCCCAAGUUCAUCAAAAAGACCCAGUAGUGAUGGCAAAAGAAAAACAUCAACUACAAAACAGAGACAACAAGAGGUAGAAUGUGUGUGCAGUUACUGUUUAGAAAUGAAAGUUUUAGGAAAUACUGUGAACUCCAGAAGCUGAUACAUAUGACACAAUCUAGACCAUGUUAAUAUGUAGAACCUGAGGGUAUUAACAACUGAUUUCGGCUUGCACCAUCCAUGCUUCUAUGUGAACUUUUUAUUUUGUUUUAUUACUUUGUAUUACUUUGUUCUUUAUUUUGUGCUAUGAAGUUCUAUUUUGGAGCGUAUUAUUGUCCAUGGUUAUUUGUGACUGCAAUUUAUAUUCUAUGAUAAUAAUUAAAGGUAACAAUAAUUAUGAAUAUUUUAAUUUAAGCUUUAGGAAAGAAGAUUACAAAUGACUGUUGUAAAUUUGUGGAGGUCCUAAUCAAGUUAUCAUCAUGAAUUACAGCUCUUUACAUACACAAUUUUUAAUCAGAUUCUGCUUUACCUUAAUGUUUCACACACACUAUUUUCCAGAAAAAUGGCUCACCUCCUGGCAAUGGCCUUGCAUCAGCCACAAAUUCAGAGUUGAACCUGGCAGGAACAUCAAUAACAAACACUUCUAGGAAUCCAUCAAACCAAAAUACUCAUGGAAAGGUGGAGAAAAUUAAAUAAAGAAAAGUAUAGAUCAAAUACUGUAGGAAGAGUCACCUCUAUUCAUGUAGUUUCAAGGCACAGUUUACAAAAAUAUCCAGCUUUACACGAUAAUAUCAUCUUAAAAUCUUUAUUGCCUUGAAUUUGGAAUUAUGGACAAGAGUUAAUUACUUUCUGUUUCAGAAUCUGAAUACAUAUUGUUACAAGGCUUUAAAUUUAAGACCCUUUGAUACCACAGUAAUAAUUAUAAUCAAGUUUUAGAUUUAAACAUAAAUAUCAACCCUCAAAUUCAACCCAUGGUUAUCAUAAAAAUUGAACAUAAUAUUAUUUAUUUGGUGCAGGGUCCAUGAAAUUCUGAAUAUGAACAUUUCUUUUUCUUUAAGAAUGUUAUUAUUGAUAUGAGAGCCAUGUUGAAUAAUGCAGUCAAAGGUGAAUAUAUGGCAGUUACAGAUCCCUCAGUAAGUUUACCCUUAUUUUAUUAAUACAAUGUAGAAACAUAAGGAAUUAGAAAUAAAACUUGCAGAACACAUCAAUUUGCUUUAAUUUACACUUAAGAUAGAUUCCCUGUUUCCUUAAAGUUUAUGAAAUGAUAUAUUUCAGUCUCCAUUCGCAGUGACUGGUUUGAAUCUAAAAAAAAUACUUCAUUGAGUGAAGGGUUUUUUCCAGAAAAGAGUCUUAAUGAGAGAGACUUUAAUUUGUAGGUUGUCUAAUGACUCAGCUAGAACCUUAUUGGAAAUCAUUACCAGGGUCAACUGAGAAAGAGGUCGGGGUGGAGGAGGGGUAGCCUGUGUAAGAAAAAAUGGAAUCUCAUCCAGGGAGAGGAGCAAUACUCCAAUGGAAAUUACAUCAUGAUUAAGAAACUAAGGGUAACUAAAGUUAAUCUCUGGCUGAAGGGACUACAUGUAGACUUUUUCGCUGCAUAGUUGGAUUUGUAAAAUUAUUAACAUUAUGGUAAUGACUACACGUUACUGUUACUGAGAUAAUGAAUUUUUUUUCUGUAGGAAAAACUUUUGAAGCCUCUUGGUGGAUUUGCUGGGCUAACAGGAGAAUGGAGAGACUUGGCUGCUGUCAUCAGCAGGGUAUGUUUCUGUUACUUAAUUUUCAUUGAGUUUAAAGCAUGAUUGUGUAAUUCGUGAGCAGCUUUUCUAUCAUAGCUGAUUAGUAUAUUUAUUUCAACAUUAAAGUGUAAAAGUACAUUAAAGUACAGCAAUAUAUGAAUUAGGUGGUGUUACAGUCAAUUUGAUUCAGUCUUCAUGUGGGGAUUCCUUCUAACAGGAUAUUUACCUUCAUGACCCUGAUGUAAGAUGGGAUGACAUCAUUGGCUUGGAUGCUGCUAAGAGGCUUGUUAAGGAAGCUGUAGUCUAUCCAAUCAAGGUUGGUCUGUCACCUGUGAUCUGUGUCUUUAAUUGUUUUGUCACAGAAAACUAUAAACAAGUUCCUAUCAUCCAACUGUAAAGAAUUUCCAGAAUUUCAAGAAUUACUCCAAUCACAGAGAAGUUUUGACGGCUUUAAAUAUGAGUGACCCUAAAUUAGCUGCAAAAUUUUUUCAGUUUCUGGACAAAAACCAAAAUUGUGCAAGGUUAUGCUUUAUUUUGGGGCAGUAGAAGUGUCAUUCAAAGGUCUGCAUUUUGUUUCGAAAUAAUUUGCAAUUGAACCAUGCUCCAAUUCAGGCAAAGAAUACAAAGGUUAAACAGGAGUUUAUUUGGUAUUGAGUUUUGUAUUUAAUACUAGAUUUCUUCUUUUUUCGAAUAAGUAAAGAUUUGGUAAAGCAUUUGACAAUAAAAAUCUGCGAUAAAAUAUUAUAAAACAUAACACGACGUUUCGACGUUUCCAGAACGUCAUUAUCAAGUGAACUAGAAUAAUAAAAUCGAGUAUAUAUAUAAUGAAGCGGUGAAUAAAUUACAAAGCGUUAAAAGUUAAACAAAGAGUUUGGCCCUAAUGGAAUCGCUCUGGGUGUUUAAAUUGGGCCUUAUUGUUCUUAUGUACAACAUUUCAUAAACAAGACAAUCCCAUUUCGUGCCACAUUUUUUAAGCAUUCUAAACUGGCUCUCAUUGAGUAAGUCAAUGUUCCCAUGGGCAUCUCUCAGGUGGCGACCAAUGGCAGAGUCGAUGAUCAGCAAUGCGUUGAAACAAAUGGCGCGUCGUAUAUCCGACGUAAUUUAUUGUCUUCUUUUUUCAUUUCAGUUUAUUUGGUAUUGAGUUUUGUAUUUAAUACUAUAUUUCUUCUUUUUUCUUUUCAGUACCCUCAGCUCUUCACUGGCAUUUUGUCCCCCUGGAAAGGACUCUUAUUAUAUGGACCACCAGGUUAGAUAACAUUUGGAAAUUAUUUUUAACUGAGUGAGAGUUUCUGUUAUUGUGUUCUUGAAACCAUCGUUCUUGAUUUUGUGAAUUUGUGUGUUCACCCAGACUUUGGAGAAUUAGGUCAUUAAAUCAACGUUUAGACUAUUCGCGUACUGUCUUUGCAUAUAGGUAACCACUUAUUAAACGAAUCGACAGGUUUGCGGUUUCAAAGACACAUUUUUUAGUAGAGGCACUUACUUAUUUAUAUUUUCAACCUUGUAAGGAACCGGAAAGACCCUGCUGGCCAAAGCUGUGGCAACAGAAUGCAAGACGACGUUUUUUAACAUAUCAGCCUCGUCCAUUGUGAGCAAGUGGCGAGGGGACUCAGAGAAACUUGUUAGGGUAUUAAUGUCAUUGUUACUGUUGAAUACCUUUUGCGAUAAUCGUUAUUGCAAAAAAAACAAAAACAAAAACAAAAAAAAAGAGAACUUUUAACCCAAUCCUUCUACUUUCUAUUCCGGUAAUUGAGAUGCUCAUUGAUUCUAAAGAUCAAGCGCCAUUAUUAUUAUCAGGGAAUUUCGCGGUACUCUCUCAAUCAAUCAGAUACAAAACUACUUUCAAUCGCGACUUAGUCACUCGCGUUUUCUCGCGUUUCAUGCAGUUUGCUCGUUUUUACUUUGUAUUUUCAUUGGCUUUUUGUGAUAUCUCCUUUUUGUUCUGAUUGGCCGUCUUGAUAACUUUGGUUUUGGCAUUACAACUUUCAAUCCAAAGGUCCUCUGUUACAAUAUCCGCCUGUUGUAGAACAUCACAUUCAGGCACACAUAUUUUUGUUGCAGUUAUUUAUUUAAUAUGUUUCUAUUUAAGGUUUUAUUUGAGCUUGCGCGCUUUCAUGCACCGUCCACUAUCUUUCUUGAUGAGCUGGAAUCUCUGAUGAGUCAACGGGGAGCAGGUGGAGGAGGGUAAGUGAAGACCAAAAUGACUGAAGGGAGGAUACAUGUACAUGUAGUUAGUAAUCGAAUCACAAUGGCUGUAUUUCGUUUUGUAGAAGCGAGCACGAAGGUAGCAAGCGAAUGAAGACAGAACUGCUCGUACAGAUGGAUGGUCUGGCAAGAUCAGAUGAUCUAGUGUUCCUCCUGGCUGCUUCAAACUUACCAUGGUAUCAGUGACAGUAAAUUAUUUUUAAAAACACAUGGGUAUCUGACAAUCGUCGGCUGAGGGAUUGUUUUCAGAGACGAAGGCUGACGUGAUCAAAAGUCGUCAGUUUGAAGCGGAUACUUGCUUAGUUUAUCUGCAUACACUAAAACUAUAGCGCCAGAUUAAAUUCACCUUGUGUCAGCUCGCCUAUGACUCAGGCGAGUUAACGACCGAAUGCCAUAAAAGUUUGUUUAUCUCUAACAUUGCAUUCUGAUUCAUUCCAUAGGGAGCUUGAUCAUGCAAUGCUACGUCGUUUAGAAAAGCGAAUUCUUGUCGACCUUCCUAGUUUAGAGGCUAGGGAAGCCAUGUUGAAACAAUACCUACCUCCGUCAAUUCACUCAGGGGAAGGAAGUGUGGAGAUAAAAACAGAUAUCGACUAUGGAGAACUGGCAAAGGUAACAAUGCAACCAUCACACGAGAAUAUCCUCAUCAUAACCUUAAGUGUUUACAGUUUCUCUUCAAUCCGUCAUCUCCUUCCCAUGAGGGGUAUAUCGCCCUUGUGUCCCUUGGUGAAGGGAGAGGGGAGAUGGGGGAGGCGAGAACAGGAUUGGGACAUAUUCUCGAAACAUCUAUGAUUUGUAGAAGAUUUCCCCGUUCGGUGGACCAUUUACGUUAUCAACGUAGGUGUCUACACUAAAGUAGGCAGCUGACCACAUAAUCCGUUAAUUAACUCUGUUGGUCUGCUUGUUCUUUUCAGCGCACAGAGGGUUACUCGGGCUCUGACAUUCGCCUUCUUUGUAAGGAAGCAGCCAUGAGGAAAGUCAGGAAGAUAUUCGACCUGUUAGAGAGUCACCAAGCUGGUAGGCACGUCAUAAAUUUAAAUAGCAGUUGCAUCUCUCUGCGUGGAGAUUCUACUUACUACAAUAGGGAAGAGUUGGAAGGCGAUUAGAGGCGGGUCAUUAGAUAUCUCAUCUCUUUAAUUUUUGUGAAAACAGAAGCAGGGUUUUAUUUUUCGUUACCCCGUAUCCUGUUGCACAGUACUUCCCUCAUUUGGAUCCCAGUCCAAUUUAGUGUGUGCGCUUGUGAUCUAUGAAUUUGGUUUUCAUCUUUGUUACUCCAGGUAAUAAAUUAAUUUUUAAUUUUUGUCACCCUAAGUUUGCUUUUAAGUCCUUCCUUCUCCUCCCACUCCCCCCCCCUGCCCCGCCCUGUUCCUUCAGUUUUCCUUAAGUACACAAAGUAAGCUGGAGAUUCCUAUUUCAUAUUGGUUAAUGGGAAGAAAUUGGGAGAAAUUGAGUGUGAAAAUAGUAGUUGUAGCUGCAAAGCCACCCUAUUUUAAAAGUAACAUCAUUGUUAGUCAGUUUCUCCAAAAGUUUCCGUUAUUGUUCACACAGAGGGAUCAGACGGCCGUGCAACACCGCUGCCAAGACUGGAAAUUGAGCCCGUGAAUACUGAUGACGUAGAUGCUGCGUUGAAGCACACAAAACCAUCCGCCAGGCAGUUAAAAGGCAAAUACCAAGACUGGCAAAAGGAGUACGAAUCCGUGUGAUGAAGUAGAGAGACAACGUAAGCGUCGUCCACCAUAUGGUCCACUAAUGUGACUUUUCAUCAUCGCCAUGGUAACACAAAGAUGAUCAUCUGAAAUGUUUGCCAGUGAUUGUCACUGCUCAGCGGUAUCCAACCAACGUGUCUUCAGAGUCGUUCACAAUUAGUCACCAGUGUUAUUUAUAGAAUGAACCUGAAUGUAUAUACAGCUCUCGAUAGAUAUGUGUGCUUAUGGACUGGAUCGCCGGAAACGUGUGCUAUUUGUUGACAGUCUCAACAUGAGGUCUAGCUAGAUUACAUGAUGAUCACACCUGCGCAAUGUUUAUGAAAUUUCUCCUGGAUGCAUAUUUAUAUUUCGUCUAUUCUGCCUCAGUGACAUCAACAAAAUUAUCAUUAUAAAAUUCUCUUUCAAUGAAAUGAUACAUUGUGGAGAGUUAUUUUGGCAGAAUGAAUUAUCUAAUAACCAAAACUAAAUCAAUCUUAGCAGCCAGUUAGAAAAGUAGUGAAUAUUAGAGUUAGCUCGCGAGAUCUAGAGGUGAAAGCUAAUGAACGUAUCCAACCGCGAUUUGUUUAGAAAAAGAUAAGAAUUUCGUUGCAGGCAACCCCAAGGUGCAGUAAUCCUCAACAGUUUUUCUCUCAUAGUACGCCGUAAUCACCUGCGAAAUUUUAUUAACAAGAAACAUUGGAUAGGAAAUACAGUCAGAUUGUGAGAUUAAUUUUCCAAAAGUUUGUGUUGGGAACUUCAGAUAAAGCAGCACACACGGGAUACAAUGUUUGUAUGGAGUAAAAGCUUCCGCUUCAGGAUUUCCUAAACAUGAAGAUAGACUGAUGCUGUUUCUGAG